Molecule: messenger RNA, 1096 nt
Organism: Triticum urartu
Lineage: Eukaryota; Viridiplantae; Streptophyta; Magnoliopsida; Poales; Poaceae
Biological process (GO): positive regulation of transcription by RNA polymerase II
Molecular function (GO): DNA-binding transcription factor activity, RNA polymerase II-specific; protein dimerization activity; RNA polymerase II cis-regulatory region sequence-specific DNA binding
Source: RefSeq, a predicted model, not a curated record
AGGGGGGAUGAAGAAGCUGACGCAGGGGCGCAAGAAGAUCCCGAUGGAGCGCAUCGAGGACGCGAACCGGCUGCAGGUCUGCUUCUCCAAGCGCCGCAAGGGCCUCGUCAAGAAGGCCUUCGAGCUCUCCGUGCUCUGCGGCGCGCAGGUGGCGCUCAUCGUCUUCUCCCCCGCCGGCAAGCCCUACACCUACGGCCAUACCUCCGUCGACGCCGUUCUCGACCGCUUCCUCCUCUCGUACUCCGGCGACGUGGAGGCCGAGGCGGUGGCGGCGAGCCAGCAGACGGAUCUGAGCGAGCUCCUCCGCCAGGAGGAGGAGCUGAUCAAGGCCCGCGACGCGGAGGCGCGCAGGGGCAAGGAGCUUCAGGCGGAGGUGCGCGCCGCCGGCGUCUGGAUCGACGGCGACAUGCGUCACUGGGAGCUGCCGGAGCUCGAGGCCGCGCUCGCCGCGCUCGAGAGGGUCCAGGCGGAGGCCGCGAUGCGCGCGCACGAGAUCUUCGCCCAGGACGCCAUGAUGCAGCAGUGCACGGCCGGCCCCGCCGGCCUCCUCGGCUACCUCGGCCCCGGCUCGUCGUACACGGGUGACCCGUCCGCCGGCGGUCAUGAAGAGAUGGCCAUGGACAGCACGAUGAAGCUGACGGGCGGCGGCUACAGCAAUAACCUCCUGGACUACCAUGGCUCCGGCACCUUCCCCGCCGACGGCACCCGCAGCCAAGAGGUGGCCAUGGAUGCGACGACGAUGAGGCUGACGGGCAGCGACGCCAGCAGCCUCUUCCACUACCUCGGCGGCUCCGGCCCGUUCACUGGUGACGGCCCUGGCGGCGGCGGCAAUGACGUCUCCGUAGACACGACGAUGACGUUGAUGGGCGGUAACGUCAGCUAUGCGCUUACACCGACGAUGCCGCCACCGCCGCCACCUCUAUCUCUGCCUUUCAAUCAUGGCUACGGCUACAAUAACCUUGGCACGGGCUAUGGCUACAAUAACCUUGGCACGGGCUAUGGCUACAACCAAACCGAUCAAGGCGUUGGCCAUGGCCAUGGAGCCUUCUACGAAAUGGAAGGGGUUUAUGGGACAACGUGCAACUUCUUUGCAUAG